AUGGCUGUCGAGGAUAUACGCGGAGCUCUGAGAACGCCGUCGCAAAACACCUCUCGGUCAAACGUACCGGAAAUCCCACGGGAUGAAUCACCAUCUGCUCGAAUCGAGCGGCUUGGAUGUGAACGUCCAUCUGCGUUUCUCAAUCCAUGGACAGAGCUCUUCUGCCUUUUUGGCAUAGUGAUGUCCCAGUUCUUGACCGAGUUCUUCGUCUCAGGCUUCACGGUCAUCUUGCCACCCCUCGCCCAAGACCUGAAGAUUCCCCAGGCUUCGCAGGUAUGGCCCGCGACUGCCUUCUCGCUGGUGAUCUCGAGCACGUUGCUCAUCUUCGGCCGUCUGGGUGAUAUCUGGGGAGGAUACCCGCUCUUUUUCGCGGGCCUUGCAUGGCUUCUUAUAUGGAGCGUGGUCGCAGGUUUCAGUUCUGGCGCUGUCAUGUUAAACAUAUGUCGAGCACUUCAGGGCCUGGGAGCUGCUGCCUUUCUCCCGAAUGGGGUCAUGAUCAUAGGCUCCCUCUACCGGCCCGGGCCUCGCAAGAAUCUCGUCUUCGCCAUCUAUGGCACCGCGGGCGUUCUAGGCUUCUUUGGUGGUAUUGCCAUUGCCGGGGUCGUGGGUCAAUGUUUACGCUGGAGUUACUACUUCUGGAUCGGCGCUGCACUGGCAGCGAUCACGCUCGCCACAGCAAUCUGUGCGAUGCCGUACUCGACCCUGGCCAAUGACUCCCGCAGGCAAGUGAAAAUGGACUAUGUCGGUGGCGUUGGCAUCGUGUGCGGACUCGUUCUCACGAUUUUCGCGAUCACGCAAUCCGCACAUGCGCCCUCGGGAUGGAAAACGCCGUAUGUCCUGGCGACCUUCCUCCUGGGCAUACUGUUUCUGGCCGGGACGUGGUACGUCGAACAGCAUGUUGUCUCGGAUCCACUCUUGCCUGCGUCCCUCUUCGCCGUGAAAUCCAUGACCCCUUUACUCAUUGCCCUCCUCCUGCUCUACGGGACCUGGGGCAUUUUCUCCGUCAAUGGCUCACUGUACUUCCAAAAUGUCUUGUCAGCGUCGCCCCUUCAGGUCGUCGUGUGGUACAUCCCGAUUGGCGUCGUGGGGCUGGUCGUCAGCGUCAUUGAAGGGUACAUCUUACAUCUCGUCCCUGGUCAUGUUCUGAUGAUCAUCUCCGGGCUCGCCGCCGUGGGAUCGCAACUCCUUCUCGCUCUCAUCCCCGCGGGCGGAGGAAGCUACUGGGCAUGGAUCUUCCCCUCCGCCAUUCUCAGCACGAUUGGCAUCGACCUGUCGACGAUCCUGAUGACAGUGUUCAUUACCACCGCCGUCCCGUCUUCGCAGCAGGGACUGGCCGGGGGCGUGUUGAAUUCCGUGCUGCAGCUUGGAGUCGCCUUCGUCCUCGGUUUCACCGACAUCAUCCAGUCCGCCGUGGUCAAGGACGGGGGAUUAGAAGAAAGCUAUAAAGCCACUUUCUGGUUCGGGGUCGGGGUGGCGGGUGCCAGCUUAAUCAUUCUGAUGAUCUGGGGCAGGAUCCCCAAAGCGGUCAGUGAGCUGACUGCUGAUGAAAAACGGGAACAUGAUUCUCUUUGA
Messenger RNA from Aspergillus aculeatinus CBS 121060, 1572 nucleotides. Its product is annotated as MFS general substrate transporter. The coding region runs from base 1 to 1572 and encodes 523 amino acids. Gene Ontology annotation, molecular function: transmembrane transporter activity. The record is from RefSeq and is a predicted model, not a curated record. The transcript has a single exon. Gene Ontology annotation, biological process: transmembrane transport. Lineage: Eukaryota; Fungi; Ascomycota; Eurotiomycetes; Eurotiales; Aspergillaceae. Gene Ontology annotation, cellular component: membrane.